AAGUUAGCAUUAUGAGAAAUUUACUAGAGGUAUGAUCUACAAGCUCAAGGAAAAAUCCCGAGACUUAUCGAUUUGGAAAAAGGAACGAAAUUGUAGGUGGCUCCACGACAGUAAUGCGGUUCGACAACAAUCGUUAAGUAAAUUGACUUCGCAAUUUAAGUGAACGUACAGAGAUAUAAAUAAAUGAGAAAAUUAGAUACACAAGAGGCCUGGGGUGCCGAAAGGUUAGAAGCGCAAUUAGAAGCCGCUCGAGAUGGUCUUCGGGGACUCGAUCGAAGUAUUCGAAAGAUUUUGGGCCGGGAUCUGCCUGAUGGAGAAAACGGACCGCUACAACCACCACCCAGAUUAUCACAAAAGAGACCAUUGCAAGAGGAUAGAAGGCGUGUUGUUUCUGAUUUUGUCAACAAUGAACUACCUGGUGGAAAAAGGAGAUGGCAAGGUUCAAAUGGUGAACCAAAAACAGUUUUCAGUCGGUUAAGUGCACGUGUUCCUUCUAAUAAUGACGAUAGUGCUGAUGAAGAUGAUAAUGUUAUUAAGCCAGCAGUGUCUUCGAGAGUGAUAGCAACACCGAGAGAGAUUCCAUCUAGACAGGAAGUUAUUAGACGGGAAAGAAUAGAUGAACGUAGCAGGCAAAGGAAUAAACGAAUGUUUGGUGCCCUUUUAGGAACAUUACAGAAAUUUCGGCAAGAAGAAACUAAACUGAAAGCAAAGGAAGAUAAAAAAGCAGAAGUAGAGGCAAGAGUAGAAGAAGCCAGAAGAAGAGAAAAGGAAGAAUUACGACGAGAAAGACAACAAUUAUUCUUAUCGCGUAAACGGCAACUAGCAGAAGUUCGAGCACUAGAGGCAAAAUUGGCGCGCAGCCGACAAUUUCAAGAUUGGCGUGCGGCGCAAUUACCACUUGCUUCGUUUAUAAAAACGCGUGCCCAACCUCCUAUUUAUUACGUACCAAAGCGUAAACAUCCACAAACUGAUAUUCUACUAACGCAAUCUGCGAAAGAACUUCAUGAGGAGAUCGAAAGAAGGGAGAAGGCAUUGGUCGAAGAGCUGGAACUUAUAGAAGUGCAAGUAGGUCUCGGGAAACAUCAACAAAAUUUUGAUGGAUCCGCAACAUUAAAUACAACAGCGGAAGUUCCACAGUCGACGGAAGAAGGAGAAGAAAAUCGCGAUCCAAAUCCAGAGAAGAACUUAGAAUCAGAGAAUAACGAACCGGCUGAUGUUUCCAUGAAAUCCGACAAGGAUGAAAAUUACGAAAACACGAAUGAUAUUGAAAAGAAGGAGGAAGUAAAGGUAGAUGAAGCAAAAGAUGAAAAUAAUGGCUAGUAUUAAAUGUACUUACAAUAAUUGUACAUAUUACGUACAUUGAAUGGUCCAACGAAGGAGAAGAUGUUUUUCUUACACAACACUUUACAUGUAUGAAUGAAUUUUACAAUUUUCAAAGAAAACAUUUCACUUUUUACUUGUCAUCAUAUAGAUAUAAAUUCAUUCCCUUCAUUGAAUUACAUGCUCAUUUUGUCAUCAUCCAAAUGUCAAGUAGCAAACGUUAUUCAGAUUUUUCUUAGAUGUAAGAAGAAACACUAUGAUCGGGGAUAUAGUUGCAUUUCAUUGGAACCAAUAUUUUUUAAAUGUUAUAUAUUUGUAUCAUGGCUGUUGUAGAAUAUUAUUUAAGUAAUUACCAUCUUGUAAGUAGGACAAAAACUUUGAGAAAUAAGUGGAUAAAUGUCGAUAAACAGUCGUUUAAAUUGAAUCGAUACAUUUAUAGUUUGGGAAACAUUAUGUAAAAUAGUCCGCUCAUUGUUUUCUUCGUAUCAGCAUCUGUCUUUUAAUACGUAUGUGAAGAAGAGAAUCAUUGAAUAAAUGAUUUAAUGCUUUACGUGUAUCGUAGAAUAAAAUAUAAAUUCCAAUUUCGAGGAUAUCUGUUGGUAACAUAGUAUAAUUCAAAUACUUACGAAAAUUUGUAUAUUUGUGUUUCCUCCCUUUACUUUUCUUUUUUAUUUUUUUUUUUUUUUUUUUUUUUUGUGUUGUUGUUGUUGUACACACCAUAUGUACGAUACACAUUAAUUACGACGGUUAAAAAGUCGAUAACUUUUUUCCAUAGCAAUAUUAAUAGAUACCUGUUACAUAAAAUGAAUUUGAAUCUAUUAUCUUAAGAGAUAAUUUUUCUUUUGUUUUUAUUAAAUAAGAAAUAAACAAAUUUUGGAAUUACAUGUAUUUUUAAAUAAACUAAAAAUGAACGAGA
Molecule: messenger RNA, 2236 nt
Organism: Bombus terrestris (buff-tailed bumblebee)
Lineage: Eukaryota; Metazoa; Arthropoda; Insecta; Hymenoptera; Apidae
Gene: Pnn
Product: pinin
Exons: 5
Coding region: 184-1320 (378 amino acids)
Cellular component (GO): catalytic step 2 spliceosome
Source: RefSeq, a predicted model, not a curated record